CUCCCGUUAUUCCACGUAUAAUCCCUCUCUGAUUUAUCACAUACCACCACACCAAACCAUAAACAACCGUCACACCAGUUUCCUUUCCGGUCCCAAAACCGGAAAAUGGCGACGGCGACGCUAAUAUCCACAGUCAACACCAAUUUCCGGCGGCCUACAACUUUCCACCUGAAAACUCCACCGUUGUUCAGAAGACAAGAAGAAGUGGUCUCUUUCAAUUCUAAACCAUUGGAGCUCCAGAAAAGAAUUUCAACAAAAAACGCAUCUGUUUGCUCCGCCUCUCGCCGGAGCACCACCACCACUGACGCGUCAGUUUCGGAAUUGGAUGAUAAUACUCGCAGGGUUCUACAAUGUGCAUUGUGGACAGCUGAGGGAGUGUAUAUAAUUUGGCUUUUCUUGCUUCCCUAUGCACCUGGAGAUCCAGUUUGGGCUAUUAGUUCAGAUACUAUCAACUCCCUUAUUGGCCUUUCUCUUAAUUUCUUCUUCAUUCUACCACUUAUGAAUUCAGUGGGAAUUAAUCUAAUCGAUGCUCCCGUGCUUCACCCCAUGUCCGAAGGAUUGUUUAACUUUGUUAUCGGGUGGACGUUUAUGUUCGCCCCUUUAUUAUUCACCGAUCGCAAUCGAGACAGAUAUAAGGGAUCACUUGAUGUCUUGUGGGGCUUUCAGAUGUUCCUUACCAACACAUUCUUAAUACCUUACAUGGCUAUUCGGUUAAAUAAGCCCGACACCGAGAACACUCCAAAAAAAGCUUCCCAACUCAGGUCGGUUAUGGUCAACGGUGCACCUGUGGUUGGAGUCGUUGGUGGGGCCGCUUGUCUUAUAUCGAUAUUGUGGGCCCUGUAUGGGAGGGCAGACGGGAAUUUCGGGGGUGUGGCGGAUAGAUGGGAGUUCUUGGUAAGUUAUCUUGGAUCGGAAAGGCUUGCGUAUGCCUUCAUAUGGGAUAUAUGUCUCUACAUAGUUUUUCAGCCAUGGUUGAUUGGAGAAAAUCUUCAAAAUGUCGAGAAAAGUAAGGUAAAUUUAGUGAAGUACGUAAGAUUUGUACCGGUUUUGGGGUUAGUUGCUUAUAUUCUUUGUUUGGAUGUUGAUGAAGAUGUGUAACUGGAGUUCAUGAUUAACAAGAUGUUUGUAAACUUCACUUCAUUUUGUUAUGUAGUUUGCGAUGUUGUGCAGCAUUGAUUUUCAACGGUUAUUGAAUAUCCAUGUAUCGUUUGUGUUCAUCAUGUUAUAUACACAUAUUUAUUUGAA
Molecule: messenger RNA, 1245 nt
Organism: Helianthus annuus (common sunflower)
Lineage: Eukaryota; Viridiplantae; Streptophyta; Magnoliopsida; Asterales; Asteraceae
Exons: 5
Coding region: 106-1098 (330 amino acids)
Source: RefSeq, a predicted model, not a curated record